ACACCACCUACCUGCUGUAUAAAAGCCAUGGCAUGAUUCAUCUGCUUCAAAUUAUCAGUUCAGUGUGCCAAAUAGGUCCAGCUCACUAAGAGUUUUAGUCCACUGCUCCAUCACAAGUUUCUGGUAUGAAGAUGAAGAAUCUUCUUUUGGGAGUGAUUCUUGGACUUCUUGCGGUUGUCCACUCGACACCUAUUGACAAUGUUAACCAGAUCCCCACCAAAGCUGAGGAUGAUGUUCUCCAAGAGGCGAUGAUGGACGAGUUUCUCAUUCUUCCCACAACUGAAUCCCCCAAAAGAAACACAACCAUUCAAGAAUCACAGCAGCCAUUCUCUGACUCCAAAAAGAGUGACCUGAUUGAGGGCAGUGCUACAGGGGACAACAGUGACUAUUCCAUGACCUUCAUGUUACUCCAUCAUGGAGGCGAACACUAUGCAACUCAUGUUUCACAUGCACAGAGCUCUACCUCCACAGUGUUGCCAAGGAACACUGAUGACUACACUUCAGAUUCAUCUACCACCCAAAGCACUCAGUCUAGUUUUACCUCUUCAUCAAUGCCACAGUCAAGUGUCACCCCAGACCACAUCUCAGCCUUUCAAACUAUUGACCCCGCUGUCAACAGCUUUGACAGUUCUGAUUUAGGGUCUGGGGGUGAAGCGAUGCUGGAACAGAACCCUGAUACAAGCUCCAGUAUGACCUCUAGCUCCAACACAGAAACUAGCACUGCAUCCUCAACCUCCAUGGCUGUCCCACAAAUCUUUGAAGAAAGUGAAGGACCAGAAAUACCAGUGUCAUCUGGAAAGCAACGCAGUUUGCAGAACUUACCACCCAAUAAUGAACCUGUCAAUCCUGCAUCACCCCAGAACAGUACACCAGGUUGGAUCAUUGUUGUUGGUUUUAUUGCUGGUGUUGCAGCACUGGUAAUACUCUCCGUUGCCAUCGCUACCAGAGACAAGUGGUAUGGACCAAAUCAGGCAUCUCAGCUAGAGACCAAAACAAACUCCUCGAACCAGCAGAGGGAGCAAGAGAUGGAGACGUUCCUGUACAAAGACAAUCCCAGAGAGAAUGGAAAGGCGGCAGAAUACACAGUCAUCGCUCUUGAUGAGCUUCCACAGAAAUAUUCAUCACACUGACGUUGAGAAACAUACUCUCUAGAAGCUUCAGACUCAUCUCAGAGCCACAAGACUGUGUUUGAAACAGAGGAAUUUGAUUAGAGGAUCAAAUCUGUUAGGGCUAUUGAGCAAAAAUAUUCUUUGGACUUUCAUAGCUCUGAGCCCAGUCUGAAGGAGAACCGGGGUUUUCCAGCGGACUCAAAAACUCUUCACAUAUAUCUUUAUUUUGGACUUAGAAUGUAUUUAUUGUCAUAUCAAAACUUUUUAAACUGUAAAAUACAAACUGGUCGGGUAAGAUGCACCAAUGCCAUUUGUUUCAAACUGAAAAACCUAUACAGAGUGUGUUUUUUUUUAUUUACUCACAGGUCUGUUAGUGGACACAAGACCGUGAUUCUGUGGUUUGGUGAAAAUGUCUUUUUUCAAGUUAAAAUACAUACAGUAUUAUUUUAAAUGUCUUUGUAAUAAUAUUAUUAAAGACCAUGUUGUGAAUGGUAAUUUACAUUAAGCUGCUCUGUUUGCCCACAUUCAUUAUGGGAGCUCUGUACUGAACAGUGCUCAGCCCACUCACUCAGUAGCUUCUCUUAACACCCUACACAGCUGUUAUAUAUAUGCUGUUAUUGAAUGUUCAUAUCACAUCUGCCCUUAUCUGAAAAAUAAACCACAACGGAGGCUCAUCAAUAAA
Micropterus salmoides (largemouth bass) is the source of this 1791-nucleotide messenger RNA. Its product is annotated as cell wall protein RBR3-like. The transcript has 5 exons. The record is from RefSeq and is a predicted model, not a curated record. Lineage: Eukaryota; Metazoa; Chordata; Actinopteri; Centrarchiformes; Centrarchidae. The coding region runs from base 126 to 1130 and encodes 334 amino acids.